AUGGACUACUCGGAAGGCAUGGAUCAUCACGCGUCCGUCUUUUACAUCGGACAGCAUGAAUCAAAGCGGAGUUUGGAUGUAUCGCCAGAAUUGGUCCAACAUGCCCAAGACCUUGGAUAUGACAUGAUCACGAGCCCGAUCACGAACGACAACUUCCAUACCCGCGUUCUCGGCCUUCUCAACGCAUAUACUCAAACCCUCGCCGAGUCACAGUCGCAGCCACUACCCUUGAUACCUGCACUGGACAACCUAGACACACCCCUCGGCCCGACAGAUACCAUUGGUCAGCUCGUCACUUUCUCUAGCUCGUGGAUCGAUCUAUCCUCUCCAGACCCACUCAUUGCGCAUCUCUCGCGACAAGUCUUCCACCUUGAAGUCGCAUACGCAGGUUUCUGUGGUGUCACCAACCUCGUUGUACCUGGACCAAGGCUUGCUCAUGGGCAGGCAGGUGUGUCUCAGUAUGCUCGAUCGAUCAAGGAGGCUCUUCAAACAGGAUCCUACAUCCAGAUCCACGUCCAACUACCCAUGGACGGCAGACAGCCAAGCUCUAGUGAGGAUGAUCUGGGGGAUCUAGCACGCUUUGCGAGGCCUGAGUUUGAGCCGAGCAGCCAGGCGAAGACUCUUGAUUCUUGGAGCUCAUGGGACGCUUGGAACACUAUUAGAUCUAUCUGCAAGUACCACAAUAGAUUGUCAAUCAUGCUCGAUCUUCCUCGCCGACUUCCAUCUUUGGCUAUCCAGUCACGAUGGUUCUCAGAGCCUGUUAGACUGCUUAACCUUUUGGCAUCUUCCUUCCUUGUGAAUGCUCGCCAAUCCUAUGUCCUCUCAAAAGCACACCAAGUCUUCAUCUUUCGCUGCUUCCGUCUACAGCGUGGCCCCUGGUUACUCAUUUCCGACACUGGCCCACUCCCAGGUAUUGAUGAUCCGGACAUGAUCAUGUCAUACUCAACUGGACACCUUUCCCCUCGCACAGUAGAGGAUGCGCCGAGCGACGCGUCUUCCUCGCGUGCGCCAACUCCAGCUGAAGCUGCACAGUUGACACAAAAAGUGCCAAAGAAGAGCAGCAGCAGUAACGACCCCACACCACAUUUGAGUUAUAUGCGAUAUCUGCAACGUAAUCAGCCAACGAAGAGCCAGAUUGAACGUUUCGGUGGAGGAUUUCAAGACUACUUGCAAAGCCCACUACAACCACUGACAGACAAUCUGGAAUCGAUCACUUAUGAGGUAUUCGAGAAGGACCCGAUCAAGUACGCUUGGUAUGAGCGGGCCAUUGCACAGGCCUUGAAAGACUGGCAUACAGAGAGAAGAUCGACUAGUUCCGAAAAUGGCGCCGUCGUUAUUGCUGUCGUAGGCUCUGGUCGAGGCCCACUUGUAACGCGAGCUUUGAAUGCAAGCGCCAGCUCGGGAGUACCAGUGAAAGUCUAUGCAAUCGAGAAGAACCCCAACGCCUAUGUCCUUCUAAAGCGACACAACGUGGAAACCUGGGGUGGCCGAGUCACAGUCGUCAAGACAGACAUGCGAGCCUGGAAAGGUCCUGUACAAGCCGAUGGUACAUUAGGCAAUGUCGACAUUCUCGUCAGCGAGCUCCUAGGCUCCUUUGCUGACAACGAACUGUCCCCCGAGUGUCUCGAUGGAGUCCAACAUGUCCUCAACCCAGAUCACGGCAUCUCCAUUCCUUCCAGCUACACCGCCCACUUCACACCUAUCUCCACCCCCAAACUAUGGGCAGACCUAUACAACCGAAGCACAAACAUCGAUCCAAACGCCUUCGAUAUCCCCUGGGUUGUCAUGCUCACCCAAUUCGACUACCUCUCCGCAGAAGAAACACAAAACACAAUCGCCUCCCAACAGCUCACGAACGGAACAAAGAUGCAAAACUUCAACCUCGAGCCCCCUCUCGAGCCAAAUGUACAAACUGCAUGGGAAUUCACUCACCCUCUUCCCCCAUCCGUCCUGGCACAGUCUUCACUGCGUAAAGGUGGAUCCGCAGUCGGUGGCGGCGGUGGCUUCGUUGGCGGCGACGGCGCAAACGAACACAAUCUCCGCUACUGCAGGAUUGCCUUCCCCAUCAAGGAACCUGGUGUCUGCCAUGGUUUAGGCGCAUACUUUGAAACCGUGCUGUACAGUGGAUCUGAAGGCCCCGUAGAGUUGAGCACGAAUCCUGUUACUAUGGAGCAGAAGAGCAAGGAUAUGAUAUCUUGGUUUCCCAUUUUGUUCCCGCUAAAGGUCCCUAUGACUCUUCCUGCAAACUCGGAAGUGGAAGUUAGUUUCUGGAGGCAGACGGAUGAUCGCAAGGUGUGGUAUGAAUGGUUGGUUGAGAGCUACAUGGUAGUCAAUGGGCAGAGGAUACGGUUGGGUGUUUCGGAUUUGCAUUCUAGCAAGUCAAAUGGGUGUAUGAUGUAAGUCGAGCUUCAUGGACGGGGCUGAGGGCAUAGUUGUGUGUAGAUACCACAACUUCCACUUUUUUUUUUUAGACAAAAGCAAGAUCAUGACGAACAUCAUGGAGUAGUUGUCUUC
Molecule: messenger RNA, 2514 nt
Organism: Pyrenophora tritici-repentis Pt-1C-BFP
Lineage: Eukaryota; Fungi; Ascomycota; Dothideomycetes; Pleosporales; Pleosporaceae
Biological process (GO): regulation of DNA-templated transcription
Cellular component (GO): nucleus; cytosol
Source: RefSeq, a predicted model, not a curated record